CUGCUGUCUUCCCUCUGUGUUACAGCUUCAGGACAGCCAGAGCAGCCAGUAACAGCAGAGGGACAGACACAGUAACCACACUGUAUUAGAAUAGCAGACUGACUGAUCAGAUGUGAGCACAGUAGUGCUGCUGGCAGAGGAAGGCGGGAGCAACUGGAGGUCACUGAUGGAUUUGAAAAGGUGCCUCGCCAACAUCAAAGGAGGUAAAGGCUGGUGUGGUAUCUCUGUGUGCCUGAGCCUUCUACUGUAUGAAACAGCCCGGCUUUCAGCCCCAAGACACAGGCGGGGAGCAGCCGCGCAAAUUCAAUUUCAUGACUACCAGGUUUCUACCUGGCAGGAUUGCCGAAAGCCCACUGGCCCCGAUCGUCAAGGAAGAGAAUCCAUUAAGAUUUGGAGUGGAUCCAAAUGACAAGUCAAUAAUCCAUCGCAGGGUGAGGAGGGGAGGAAGAAGAAGAAAGAAGAAGAAGAAAGAAGAAGAAGAAGAAGAAGGAGCAGCAGAAGAAGAAGAAGAAGAAGAAGAAGAAGAAGUAGGAGACAUGCCUCAGCUCAGCAGCGGCGGCGGGGACGACCUGGGAGCGAAUGAUGAGAUGAUAGCGUUCAAAGACGAAGGGGAGCAGGAGGAGAAGAUCCAGGAAAACGCGUUCACGGAGAGAGACCUGGCCGACCUCAAGUCCUCCCUGGUGAACGAGUCGGAAAUAAAUCAAAGUCCGAGCGCGGCGGCGGUCAGACGGGCGCAGCAGCAGCAGCAGGGCGAGCAGAGGGGCUUCGCGGAGAAACACCGGGAGCAUCUCGACGGCGUGUCGAAGCACCAAGAUGGAGGCAUGUACAAGACACCAACGUAUCCGGGGUAUCCGUUCCUGAUGCUGCCUGACCCCUACCUCCCCAACAGCUCCGUCUCUCCAUCUUCCAACAAAGUUUCGGUGGUGCAGCAGUCUCACGGGAUGCAUCCACUGACGUCCCUCCUGCCCUACAGCAACGAGCACUUCAGCCCGAGCCCUCCACACCUGCCCACAGACAUGAGCCAGAAGACAGGCGUUCACAGGCACCAGUCCCAGGACCUCUCAGGGUACUACUCCCUCCCUCCAGGCGGCGUCGGCCAGAUCACUCCCUCCAUGGGCUGGCAGAGCCAGCCAGUCUAUCCUGGCCUGUCCCCCUGUGGAUUCAGGCAGCCCUACUCCUCCAACCUCUCCAGCGCCACCUCCUACUCCAGGUUCCCUCACUCACUGAUGCUGGGCCCAUCAGGCAUGCAUCCUACAGGGAUCCCCCACCCAGCCAUAGUGCCCCCUACAGGCAAACAGGACCACGACCAGUAUGACAGGAGCAUGUAUGUGAAACCGCAGGAGGUCAAACGGGAGAAGGAGCCUAAGAAGCCGGUCAUCAAGAAACCCCUGAACGCCUUCAUGCUCUACAUGAAGGAGAUGAGGGCGAAGGUCAUCGCAGAGUGCACAUUAAAGGAGAGCGCCGCCAUCAACCAGAUUCUUGGACGGAGGUGGCAUGCACUGACCCGGGAGGAGCAGGCCAAGUACUACGAGUUGGCCAGAAAAGAGAGACAACUCCACAUGCAGCUCUACCCGACCUGGUCCGCCAGAGACAACUAUGAGGCGGGCCUUAGCGGGGUCGCAGGGGAAAAGAGUAAAGCUGAUUGGGGCAAGAAGAAGAGGAGAAAAAGGGAGAAGCUGCAGGACUCCAAUACAGACCCGGGCUCUCCUAAGAAAUGCCGGGCUCGCUUCGGCCUCAACCAACAAACGGACUGGUGCGGUCCCUGCAGGAGGAAAAAGAAGUGCAUUCGCUACCUUCAAGGAGGAGGCUGCCCCAGCCCAACUUCUUCAGAUUUAAGUGCCAUAGACUCUCCCCCCUCCCCGUCCCCCGCCCGCCACCGUCUGUACCAGCACCAGCACCCCCUCUCACCGGGCAGCUCCCCGCCGCCCGCCUCCCCGUCAUCGCGCCUCCCCUUGUCUCCGCCAACAAACACGCGCUCGCAAACCCGCUUACCCCUGCAGCAGUCUGCCGGGAAGCGCAGCGACCUCCGACACACUGCAGCCAAACACGCCCACGCACACCUGGAACUGUCCGGCAAGCAGACGCACGGCUCGACGACGGCGCUGUCGGCCGCCAAGGCCGCAGGACUUUCUCUCAAAGUGCUAACAGAGACUCAGUGAUGACUCCGGCCUGCUCACACCCCUGAUACCCUGUUCACCUCCACAGCCAUGAAGAUCAUCUCCCUCACCUGCCUUCAUUCUCACACUCUGGGUGGUGUGGUGAUGAAGGUGUGGUGGUGUCCCUGCUACUAGAUUGACCCCAGAGUAAGAGACCAUCUGUGUCUCAGUUCAGAGGCUGGAUCCUCUAAAGUCACCAUUUAUACACCAAAUAUAUCCUUUAAGGAUGAGUUCACACAAAAAUGAAAAUCAAUCCAAAGUCAUUAUCUACUCACCUACAUGCUGAUGGACAGCUGGGGGAAGUUUCGGGGUCCACAAAUCAUUUCUGGAGCUUCACGAAAAAAACAGGGUUGCAGCGUUCUCCUAAACAGCUGAACUUUAAAUGACCCCAUACAACUUGUCCUGCGUCAGGUAGGUCUUCAGAAGCCCAGAGAUCUCAAAAUGAUUUGAUCUCCCUCAGCUGUCUAGAAGAACAGAAACAUUUGUGGACUAAGAGACUUCACCUGACUUUCCAUCUGCAUCUGAAGAUAAUGACUGAAUUGAGAUUUUUGGGUGAAUUUAUUUUUAAGAGGUCAGUGAAGCCUCCUUUAAAAAUGUACAAAUCCUUAAUCGAGAUUUCAGGUGGUCACGUUGGUGUCCCAGGUGUUUUUUAUAAGAAAGACUUGUGGAGGGACACUUGGGUCAGUAAGGCUACACUGUCAUUUGGAGGAGACGCCUCUUGUCUGGAGGAUUCAGCCCCUGAAUUGUUGACAGUCACCAUGAGUCCCAGUUGUUCAGAGGCAGAGUUUGAUCUGAAGCUGAGAAAUCAGCAGUUCUUUGGCUCCAUCUGCUGCAGUUAAACUCAGUUAAAACAACUCGUGUUUCUGCCUCCUGAGAGAUGAUUCCACAACUCUAAAGCCCCCUCGGUGCUCCUUUUUUUUUCUUCUUCUUCUUUUUUUUGGAAGCUGACCCCGAGUUUUGACCUCCAUGACAAUCACAAAGGAAAUGUAUCAUAAAAUGAGCUCUUAGCAACAUCAACACAGACAGAAAAGUGAGGCAGGGAGAGGUUCUGAGAGGGACUGAUGCUGCAGAAGAUGCUUCAGAGGUCACAGUAUAGUGACACACACACACACACACACACACACACACACACACACACACACACACACACACACACACACACACACACACACACACACACACUGACUCCACUGUCACUCAAAGCCUGCCUGACCAGCAGAAGCUCAGGUGUAAAGACAGGGACAGAUUGACUUCAGCUUCAAUCCAUUUCCAAAUAUUUCCAGAACUGCCUGUGCAUCCCCUUUGACAAAGGAAUAAAACAAAUCAGCAGGUAAAAAAAAAAUCAGAAUUACAUUUUCCUUUUAGGCACUUUCAGACAGUCAAACUCCUGCUACAUCACCUUUACAUUUGUGUUCUGUUUUCUCCCAGUUUGGGGUAUUUUUAUAUGAAUCUCAUGUGAUUUUUAAGGUCAGAUGUUUUGCCGGUGGGGAAACCCUCAGAAAAAACAAGAGGGGUUUUGUUGUUUGUUUUUUUUUUACGUCUCUGUUCCCCGUUUUCCUUCGACUGAACAUUUUUGCAGCUCCGUAAACUAAUCUGAGACCAAAUGGGUACUAUUAUAUUGCAUUGUGUUGUAAAGUUUUAUAAAUGUUGGAAUUCCCUAUUAUAAUUAAACUUUUAUAUGUUUUUAUGUAAAAAAAAAAAAAAAAGUUAAAUAACCACAAAAAAAGGAUUCUAUUAGUUUCUACCAUUCUUACAGCAAUACAUUUUGUGUGUCCUCUUGUGCAGAUUUUUACUUUUCCUUGGUCACGUGUUACUGACUACAGCAGCGUUCAAAUGAUAUCUUGUGUUCUCAAAUUUGUGCAUGUUCCAACUUCAGUGUAACAAAAAUAGAUUUUGACUUUAAAAAAAGGCUUUAAUUCACUGUUCUACUUGCAGCUUCAAACUCGGCUUACACAAACCGGAGCCUGAGCUUGUGUACAGCUGAGCUGGUUUCCUCCAGCAGAGAGAGCUCUUGUGCUAGAAAUAGCUUGUUUCAUUUGGGGCUGUUCACACCAGUAGGGGCGACGCCUUGAAGAUGUCUUUUGUAUUUUUUAAGCCUCGAACGCCUCUGAUGUAUUACUUGUUCUUUUUGUUUGAUGUAUUAAAGUGUUUUGAAUAUCUUG
Molecule: messenger RNA, 4318 nt
Organism: Acanthopagrus latus (yellowfin seabream)
Lineage: Eukaryota; Metazoa; Chordata; Actinopteri; Spariformes; Sparidae
Gene: tcf7
Product: transcription factor 7
Exons: 16
Coding region: 249-2159 (636 amino acids)
Biological process (GO): regulation of transcription by RNA polymerase II; canonical Wnt signaling pathway
Cellular component (GO): beta-catenin-TCF complex
Molecular function (GO): DNA-binding transcription factor activity, RNA polymerase II-specific; RNA polymerase II cis-regulatory region sequence-specific DNA binding
Source: RefSeq, a predicted model, not a curated record